Paramisgurnus dabryanus is the source of this 942-nucleotide messenger RNA. RefSeq lists its product as uncharacterized. Lineage: Eukaryota; Metazoa; Chordata; Actinopteri; Cypriniformes; Cobitidae. The record is from RefSeq and is a predicted model, not a curated record.
AUGAAGAAGGCAUAUGACUUCCUGAUCAAAAUGAAUUAUGUGCCUCAGCCCCAGCAAGACCAGCCCCAGCAAGACCAGCCCCAGCAAGACCAGUCCCAGCAAGACCAGCCCCUCCAGCAAGACCAGCCCCUCCAGCAAGACCAGCCCCAGCAAGACCAGCCCCUCCAGCAAGACCAGUCCCAGCAAGACCAGCCCCUCCAGCAAGACCAGCCCCUCCAGCAAGACCAGCCCCAGCAAGACCAGUCCCAGCAAGACCAGCUCAUACUCCUAGACCAGCUCCAGCAAGAUCAGCCCCUCCACAUUGACCAGCCCCAGCAAUACCAGCCCCUCCACAUAGACCAGCCCCAGCAAGACCCUCCCCUCCACCUAGUCCAGCCCCAGAAAGACCAGCCCCUGCCCCUAGACCAGCUAUUCCCACAAGACCAGCCUACCCCAGCAGACCAACAAAUAAUUACAAUAGAAUUAUUUACGGUCGACUCUCAGGCUCAGCAGUAUGUGGAGCCUCUACCACCCAGGAAAAGACAAACCCCACUAUCCACCCCGGGGCUACCAUCCACCCUAGGCCAAAACAGACGAGCCCCACCAUCCAUCCAACCUCAACUAAAGAAAAGACAAACCCCACUAUCCACCCCAGGCCUACCACCCACCCUAGGCCAAGACAGACGAGCCCCACUAUCUAUCCAACCUCAACUAAAGAAAAGACAAACCACAGGUACAGGAGCCACACAAGCCCCACCCUCUACCCUGGCCAAAAAGAAGAAAACAAAAAGUUGCAAAUGCAGUCGACAGACAAUUUAUCCGUAUGAUAAAAUAUUGGAAAGACGGAUGAAUGAGGGGAAGGCAGCAGAGGUCAAAGUACGCUGGCUACCUUGUUCUUCCUGUGGCAGAGUCUGGGAGGACACCUGGGAGCCGGCCAGCAAAUUCGCCUGAUGACCAAUACUG